Messenger RNA from Mesorhabditis belari, 957 nucleotides. NCBI's taxonomy places the organism in Eukaryota, Metazoa, Nematoda, Chromadorea, Rhabditida, Rhabditidae. The record is from the annotation of a GenBank genome assembly.
AUGGACAAUCCCGUUCCACCAGACGUCGCCUAUACACUGUACAUUGUGAUUUCUGGCGCUAUCAUCAUUUGUGAUAUUCCAUUCAUACUUCUGAUAUUUAUUAAUAAGCAUUUACGACAUCAAAAAGAGUUGGUGAUUGUUGGUUUUAUGUGCGUAGCGGACACGGCUCACGCCGUCGCUUUUCUCAUUUCUGGCGCAGUUCGCUUGUGGAUUGCUUUGAGCAAUUUAGGAUCCCAAAAAAUCACAAAUCACGAUUGCCUCAAAUACGGGUUUUCGCUCAUUUUCUUGUACAGUUAUCAGCUAAUGGGUGCUGCCACACUGGUUGUCUCUUUUGAUAGAUUCAUUGCCGUUAUGUUUCCCGUUUAUUAUCGUGUCUUGACCUCAAGGUUUUCGUUUGGAAUCAUGGGAUGCCUUUUCUUCUAUGUAACAAUCACAUCACUCGUUUUUCUUUAUUUCAUUUACUCGAACGCUCCAUUGCCAAGCUCACCCAAUUGUUUCACUUCUGAAGCUUAUACUCCCGGGAUUUGGAAAUAUUUGCUCUAUUUUCGAAUGAACACAUUGAUUCUCAGCAGUUUAUUGUAUCUACCAAUAACAUUCAGAGUUUACAAGAUGUCAAAAGCAUUGAAACGUGAAACCACUGGUGGCCAUUAUGCAAAGAAAAUCAUUCGAACGACGAGGACAAUUGGUCUUACCGUGGCUGCUGAAUUCAUUUUUGUGGUCAUUCCAGAUAUUUUUCUUACUUUCAACCCUUUUGGCUUGGCGAGAUACCAAGUUUUGUGGUACAUUUGUGGAGUGAGCAAAGGUGCUGUGAACGUGCUACUUGUUACGCUGCGUCAUGACGAAAUUUUGAGGAUAUUACGUGAAAAAAUCCGUGGGAUUAAGAGAACUCAACCAUUGAGCACAGCGGUCACCUCAACAAACAUUCGUUCAUCAAAAACGCCUGGGUGCCGUCCCUAC